Neogale vison (American mink) is the source of this 818-nucleotide messenger RNA. It is a transcript of the gene NUDT14, whose product is annotated as nudix hydrolase 14. The coding region runs from base 54 to 743 and encodes 229 amino acids. The record is from RefSeq and is a predicted model, not a curated record. The transcript has 6 exons. Gene Ontology annotation, biological process: nucleoside phosphate metabolic process; ribose phosphate metabolic process. NCBI's taxonomy places the organism in Eukaryota, Metazoa, Chordata, Mammalia, Carnivora, Mustelidae. Gene Ontology annotation, molecular function: metal ion binding; UDP-sugar diphosphatase activity.
AGCCCGAGGCCGGCGCGGACUCUGCCCCUGGCCGGGCUGCUCCGCGCGCUGGCAUGGAGCGCAUCGAGGGGGCGGCCGUGGGCCGCUGCGCAGCCUCGCCCUACCUGCGGCCGCUCACGCUGCACUACCGCCAGAAUGGCACUCAGAAGUCAUGGGACUUCAUGAAGACACAUGACAGUGUGGCCAUGCUCAUGUUCAACUGUUCCCAGCAGAGCCUGGUGUUGGUGAAGCAGUUCCGGCCAGCUGUGUACGCGGGCGAAGUGGAACGCCACUUCCCAGGGUCCCUGGCAGCUGUGGACCACGACGGAGCCCGGGAGCUGCCCGUGGCUCUGCCUGGCUCAGCGGGGGUCACGUAUGAGCUGUGUGCGGGCCUCGUGGACCAGCCUGGGCUGUCGCUGGAGGAAGUGGCCUGCGCAGAGGCUUGGGAGGAGUGUGGCUACCGCCUGUCUCCCUCCGACCUGCGCCGGGUCGCCACCUACAAGACGAGACGUUAUGGUGUAGCCUGUCCAUGUGCUGCCCCUUGGAUGCCCUCACGGGUCCCUGAGCCUGAGGUGACGGAUGCCCAGCGGGACGGCCCGGGCGGGGGCCUGGCGGAGGAGGGUGAGCUCAUAGAGGUCGUGCACCUGCCCCUGGACGGUGCCCGCUCCUUUGCGGAUGACCCAGCUGUCCCCAAGACCCUCGGCGUCAUCUUCGGCAUCUCGUGGUUCUUCAGCCAUGUGGCCCCUGGCCUGCGUCCCCAGUGAGACUCCAGGGGCCCAGACCAAGGCUAGUUCUGGCCACUUGGCCUGCAGACGAAAAUAAAGGCUUGUGUGGCUCUA